UCAUCUUUGUCCUGCGGUCUGCAAUGGCUAGGGUGGCGUUGGUCGCUGGCUUGAUGGCCGUCUAUGCCUUGUCUGUCUCCGCCGCGGUUGCUGCUCCGCCACCCGCCGACUGCUCCAACGUCGUCACUAGUCUGUUGGAUUGCUUGCCCUUCGUGACCAAUGGCAGCGACACCGCCAGCCCCAGCAAGGCGUGCUGUGCCGGUGUUGCCACUGUCGUUACCCAGAGUCCGGUGUGCAUCUGCCAGUCGCUGGACGAGGCUUCCAAUCUCGGCAUCGCCCUCAAUAUUACGCGUGUUGUUGGCCUCCCCGUCGCUUGCUCGGUGCGGGCGCCCAAAGUUCAUUGCGAUGCUGCAAGUCCUCCAGGUGGUUCUCCACGUGCAGCACCCACACAUCCAUCGCCAGGUCCAUCACCAUCACCAUCAGGACCACUGCCAUCUCCAGGACUGUCACCGCAUCCGGCGCCAACUACACCGCCCUCGCCACCUUCACCGCCGCUCCCAACGCCAGACCCUCCUUCGUCGCCAGCAACUCCAUCGCCAAGCACGUCAGUUGAACUUUCUCCGGCUCCGGCCGCCGAUGGAGCGCCGGAGGAAGCCCCGUCAUCUGAUGCGCCAAAGCUCACAUCUCUUCCCCUCGUCCUUGCUUGCUGUCUUCUCUGGCUUUAUCUGCUGGUUUAGACUAGUAUAACGUCUGGGUCUCAAGUCUCUGAUUCCAAGUUCUUUCUCGAGCUUGUUUGUUGUUAGAUUUGUAGUUGUUGUUAGUUUUAGAUCAUCAAGCAUUUCAUGAGUUUUUAUUUGUGUAAUAACGGUUGAGAGGA
Musa acuminata subsp. malaccensis (wild Malaysian banana) is the source of this 817-nucleotide messenger RNA. RefSeq names its product non-specific lipid transfer protein GPI-anchored 4-like. NCBI's taxonomy places the organism in Eukaryota, Viridiplantae, Streptophyta, Magnoliopsida, Zingiberales, Musaceae. Gene Ontology annotation, molecular function: lipid binding. Gene Ontology annotation, biological process: lipid transport. The record is from RefSeq and is a predicted model, not a curated record.